CGCGCCCCUCUCCUUCCCCAGGAGCGCCCCGACGGGCUGGGCGCAGCGACUGGCGGGGCCCGCCUGUCGUCCCUGCCCCAGGCGGCCUACGGGCCGGCGCCGCCACUCUGCCACACGCCGGCCGCCGCCGCCGUUGACUUCCAGCCGCCCUACUUCCCGCCGCCCUACCCGCAGCCGCCACUGCCCUACGGCCAGGCGCCCGACGCCGCUGCCGCCUUUCCCCACCUGGCCGGGGACCCGUACGGCGGCCUGGCACCCCUGGCACAGCCGCAGCCUCCCCAGGCCGCCUGGGCCGCGCCCCGCGCCGCCGCCCGCGCCCACGAGGAGCCGCCCGGCCUGCUGGCGCCGCCCGCCCGCGCUCUGGGCCUCGACCCGCGCCGCGACUACGCCACCGCCGUGCCCCGGCUCCUGCAAGGCCUGGCCGACGGGGCGCACGGCCUGGCCGACGCGCCCCUCGGCCUCCCAGGGCUGGCGGCGCCGCCCGGCCUAGAGGACCUGCAGGCCAUGGAUGAGCCGGGAAUGAGCCUUCUGGACCAGUCUGUGAUCAAGAAAGUUCCCAUCCCCUCCAAAGCCAGCAGCCUCUCGGCCCUCUCACUGGCCAAAGACAGCCUGGUUGGUGGCAUCACGAACCCCAGUGAGGUCUUCUGCUCCGUGCCAGGCCGGCUCUCUCUGCUCAGCUCGACGUCCAAGUACAAGGUGACGGUGGGGGAGGUCCAGCGGCGACUCUCACCUCCCGAGUGCCUCAAUGCCUCCCUCCUGGGUGGUGUCCUUCGCAGGGCCAAGUCCAAGAAUGGGGGCCGCUGCCUGCGCGAACGGCUAGAGAAGAUUGGGCUCAAUUUGCCAGCUGGCCGUCGCAAGGCCGCCAAUGUGACACUUCUGACUUCACUGGUGGAGGGAGAGGCCGUGCACCUGGCCCGAGACUUUGGCUACGUCUGUGAGACUGAGUUCCCAGCCAAGGCAGCUGCCGAGUACCUGUGCCGACAGCACGCUGACCCCGGGGAACUGCACAGCCGCAAGAGCAUGCUGCUGGCCGCCAAGCAGAUCUGCAAGGAGUUUGCAGAUUUGAUGGCUCAGGACCGCUCACCACUGGGCAACAGCCGCCCAGCGCUCAUCCUGGAGCCCGGAGUACAGAGUUGCCUGACACACUUUAGCCUUAUCACCCAUGGCUUUGGUGGGCCCGCCAUCUGUGCUGCCCUUUCUGCCUUCCAGAACUACUUGCUGGAGUCACUCAAGGGGCUGGACAAGAUGUUUCUAAGUGGUGCGGGCAGUGGGCAUGGUGACACCAAGGCUUCAGAGAAGGAUGCCAAGCACAGGAAAUAAAUGCUUCUUCCACUGCCUCAUCCCAGAGCAUUCCCCAAGGCCUGAAAUGAGGCCUUAGUUCCUGGGGGUGGGCCCGAAAGGAUUAAAAGGUGGAGCUUGAGUCAGGCCAGAAAGAGAACAUUCAUCCAGAGACCAUGGGUGAGAGGGAGAAGGGGAGGUGGCCUCUCUGUGAUGGUUUGUUGGUAAGUUAAGGGCCCAGAUGUCUGUCGCAUGGGUGCAAUUUUCUGACCCUUGAUUGCUGAGAAGUGCUUGGACAGGGAAUUGGCAUGGAGAAGCCUGGUUUUGUGGCUGAGCCCUGUGCCUCAGAGCACCUGGGCAGCGGUGGAUUCUCCUAGAGGCCAAAACCUUGCUGUUUUUACUGAUGGCAGGAGGGAUAUUAACAAACCAGAGGUGCUGAGGAGUUGGUGCCCUCAUCCCAGAAUCUCCUACCCCCAGAAAAGGGGUGCUGGCAGGGGGCCCCCGUGGGUUUCUUGGAACCAUCCCACUCUUGGAAAGAAGUGGGCAGGAGGAAACCCCAAGGAGCAAAGAUAAAGCACAAAUUACAGAACUUGAAUCCAGGCUGCACUUCACAGUCCUGUUGCUGUUUGUCCUAUUUAUUUAUGUAUGUUGUAAUUAAAUUUGAAAGUUUAAAAAUGUCGAGUGCAACUUAUUUAUCCCAAUGAGUGGAGGACUCAUUUCACUGUUUUCUGCUUCCGCACCAAGACGUCCGGCUGGACCAGGAUGGAGAGGGAGUUUUUGCUCGCAAAGGGCUGUGGGUGGGCCGGGAAGGAAGAAAGAUUGUAUCAGGGACCCUGAAGUUGUCAUGGGGAUUUUGUACUUGCUGUUGUUUCUCUUGACCCUGCAGUCGAUGUACCUCUUUGACUCUCCGAUGGCUUUCUCAUUCUUAAUAAAACCUAUUCAUUGGAUAUGAAA
Molecule: messenger RNA, 2232 nt
Organism: Felis catus (domestic cat)
Lineage: Eukaryota; Metazoa; Chordata; Mammalia; Carnivora; Felidae
Gene: TFAP2E
Product: transcription factor AP-2 epsilon
Exons: 6
Biological process (GO): anatomical structure development; regulation of cell population proliferation; regulation of transcription by RNA polymerase II
Cellular component (GO): nucleus
Molecular function (GO): RNA polymerase II transcription regulatory region sequence-specific DNA binding; DNA-binding transcription factor activity, RNA polymerase II-specific
Source: RefSeq, a predicted model, not a curated record